Messenger RNA from Cladophialophora immunda, 1785 nucleotides. RefSeq lists its product as uncharacterized. The record is from RefSeq and is a predicted model, not a curated record. The coding region runs from base 141 to 722 and encodes 193 amino acids. The transcript has a single exon. Gene Ontology annotation, molecular function: ATP binding; ATP hydrolysis activity; AMP kinase activity. Gene Ontology annotation, cellular component: cytoplasm; nucleus. NCBI's taxonomy places the organism in Eukaryota, Fungi, Ascomycota, Eurotiomycetes, Chaetothyriales, Herpotrichiellaceae.
CUUUUUUGGCCGCACGGGUUGAACUUAUUGUAGAGAUCGCACAAGCAAACCAGUCUGAACCCCAGCUUCUCUCCCUGUCCCCUUUCAGACCCGUUUCUGCACCGAAAAACGGACUCUCCAAUCGUCUGGAGCCAGAGAUAAUGCGCUCUCUGCCCAACAUCAUCAUAACGGGCACCCCGGGCGUGGGCAAGACCACCACCUGCACACAACUGCUCGGGCUGGCCUCGUCCGCAACACCGGCCAUCAACCUCAAGCCUCUUUCGAUCAACGACCUCGUCAAGUCCCGCUCCUGCCACUCCGGCUACGAUGAAGACCUGCAGAGCCUGAUCGUGGACGACGACAAGCUCAUGGACGAGGUGGAGAAAGACAUCGCUGACGGCGACGGCGAAGGCGGGUGGGUGAUUGAUUGGCACUCCACCGCGGGCUUCGCGGUGCGCUGGGUCGAUCUCGUGGUUGUGCUGAGGUGUGAAGAGACGAGCGUCCUCUACGACCGCCUCGCCGCCCGGGGCUACAAGGACGCCAAAGUGCAGGAAAACAUGGACGCCGAGAUCUUUGGCGUGGUGACCGAGGAGGCCAAAGAGGGAUGGGGCGACGAGGAGGAAGGGCGGGUGGUGGAGCUGAAGAGCGUGAAUGCAGACGACAUCGAAGAGAACGCGGAGAGGAUCCUCCAGUGGGUGAAGAAUUGGAUCAAAGAUCAUACGACGGAUGGUAAGGGGGAUUAGGAGGGCAGUGAGAAGACCUCGACAGGGAAUUUCUUCUAUUGCUUUGACGCAUCAUGUCUGUCACGGAGUCUAUGAUUCUAUCGGAAUGAGGGACCGCCCGAGAAACUACGGCUCCAGCUCGCCGCCAGCAAGCCAGGCUUUGAGCUUUGCUAGAGCCUUGCCGCGAUGCGAGAUCAGAUUCUACACAAGGAGAGUGGUCAAAGAUGCCGCCCAGGACGAGAAGAGAAUGGGGAGGGGUUUUGGAAAGGGACAUACCUUCUUCUCCUUCUCCAUCUCAGCAUAUGUCUGGCCAUCCUCGAACUCGAAGACGGCAUCCCAGCCUGUGUGAUGCAGUGGUCAGACAACGGCCGUGGCAAAGUGGCAACCAGCCUUCAUGCAAAAACCUCGCGGCGGAAGGGUUCCACAUACCAAAGAUUGGUGGCCCUCUGGCCGGCACGAUCUUGCCCUGACACCGCCCCUGGAACAGAAUCGGCUCACAGCCAGGUCCUUCGCAGUACGCAAAGGUACAUACCGCGAAGGCGGUCUUGUCUUCGUACGCGGCGAGCAUCUUGUUGAGCCCGUCGUGGCCAAGAGCCUGGAGGAAGUACUUGCUAUUUUGAGGGACGUACAUGGUUAGUGGCUGCAAAAGGGAGUGAUGAUGGUUCGUGGAAGAGAAGGUGGACUUGAAAAGGAUGACGACUUGACGCUGAAGGAUGCUUUCAAAUGAGGAUUGUGGAAGGAACUCACAUAUAGGGACCUGGUAACCCUUUGAGGGCCUGGAACUCCAGCGCCGUGUCUUCCGUAAGGACUGGGCCGUUUACCUAGUCGGGAUACGGGGCGUUAGUCUAUCCAUUCGGCAGAGACAAGAUGCUUUGUAGCAUAAACCAGCGGUCACCGCGAGGCUAAGGCUCAGACCCUUGAGCUCUGAGUGUGUCACAGAGCUCUUGUCUUGCCAUUGCUCCCCUGCACGGUUCCUGCCAGACCUUCCCCUGAAUCCUGUCCCUUUGGUUCGCAGAGGAGGAAGUAAAUCUGGGCCUUCUUGAAUACUCCAUCAUCUCAUUUCCACGCCCGAUUCCACCAUCGC